Molecule: messenger RNA, 5790 nt
Organism: Labeo rohita (rohu)
Lineage: Eukaryota; Metazoa; Chordata; Actinopteri; Cypriniformes; Cyprinidae
Gene: kcnc1a
Product: potassium voltage-gated channel, Shaw-related subfamily, member 1a
Exons: 4
Coding region: 830-2644 (604 amino acids)
Biological process (GO): potassium ion transmembrane transport; protein homooligomerization
Cellular component (GO): voltage-gated potassium channel complex; neuronal cell body membrane; axon
Molecular function (GO): protein binding; delayed rectifier potassium channel activity
Source: RefSeq, a predicted model, not a curated record
AGUGGGCUCUAGAGGAGGCUCAUGUUGUCUCUCCGCAGGAAUGACGAGCCUCGCUCCACUCUCGUCGACAGGCGCGGAAAGGGAGACUGAAAAUAUUCAUUUGGUGGAAAUAAAGAGGAUACGAUCAAUCACUUUCGAGCAAACACCGGAGGACGUCGCCAAACUGGACAUUGUGGAGACAAAAGAAGAUUUUUAAAGGAUCUGUCAUCUUCCACUUCAAAGCUGACGUCUCCUGUAUGAGUGAUGAGGUGAUGUCUGUCGUGUUUGUCAACAAACGGCGAGUGAUAAUGGGCAUCUGGAUAUGCUUUGAAGAAAACGACUGAGGUUGCAUCGAAAAAAACGCUUAAAAUGUGACCGUUCCAGUGAGUCUCGAUCCCUCCACUUUUGUCGGAUUUGAGGAGGCGUCUACAGGGAAUCAGGGCAGUGCAUGUGUCUCGUUUUGGAGAGAGGAGGGAGCGUGAGCGCUGGAGCUGUCCGUUCAGAACCACACACACACACACAUCUGCCACCAGCGGUGCACCACAAGCCAUCAGCCUCACACCUUCUCUGGACCCCAUGGUGCGAAGCGCAAAUUUAUGACAACCUCUGCAUUCAUUUAACGUAUUUAUUUUCUCAUUUUCUCUGGAGGCAAUCCCUUAUUCACCUGACAAGAACAUCAAACGCUCAUGCGGCGAUUUCCUGCAGUUGAGCUGCCUUUGCGCACCUGUUUUUCUGCGUUUGCUCAGUUCCCUAUCUUUUUUCCGUUGCCUAACAAUUGCGCACAUGUAUCCUCCGGGUCUUUCAGCGUUGUAAUGCCUGGCCCGGGCUCGAGACAUGCCUAAGCGACGAGAUGGGCCAGGGCGACGAGAAAGACCGUGUUGUGAUUAACGUGGGAGGGAUUCGACACCAGACCUACCGCAGCACCCUGCGCACUCUCCCCGGCACUCGUUUAGCCUGGCUCGCCGAGCCCGAUGCCCACAGUCACUUUGACUAUGACGCCCAGAUCGACGAGUUUUUCUUUGAUCGCCACCCCGGAGUUUUUGCACACAUUCUCAAUUAUUAUAGGACUGGCAAGUUGCAUUGCCCCGCUGACGUCUGUGGCCCUCUUUAUGAGGAGGAGCUGGCUUUCUGGGGAAUCGAUGAGACAGAUGUGGAGCCCUGCUGCUGGAUGACGUACCGGCAGCACCGGGAGGCCGAAGAGGCACUUGACAGUUUCGGUGGAGGGCCAGCUGAAAUGGGCAACGAUGAUAUGGACACAGAAGUUUUGGGUGAUCCAGGGGAUGGAGACGAAGAACUUGAGAUGACUAAACGCCUGGCCCUCGGCGACUCAUCUGACGCGAAAGGUUCUGGCUUGUGGCAACGUUGGCAGCGUCGUGUUUGGGCGCUCUUUGAAGAUCCAUAUUCCUCUAAAUAUGCAAGGUGGGUGGCAUUUGCCUCGCUGUUCUUCAUACUGGUUUCCAUAACCACAUUCUGCCUGGAGACACACGAGGCCUUCAACCCCAUCAUUAACCGGACAUAUGUUAACCCUGUAGACAACAGCACCAGGUUUCAAUUGGAGACAGAGACGGUGGUCUACCUAACCUACAUCGAGGGAGUGUGUGUGGUGUGGUUCACCUUUGAGUUCCUCAUGCGUGUCACCUUCUGUCCAGACAAAAAGAAAUUCAUCAAAAACACCCUAAACAUCAUAGACUUUGUGGCCAUCCUGCCAUUUUACCUGGAGGUGGGCCUGAGCGGGCUGUCCUCUUCCGAAGCGAAGGACGUUCUGGGUUUCCUCAGAGUGGUGCGAUUCGUUCGGAUCCUCCGAAUCUUCAAGCUGACGCGGCACUUUGUGGGCCUGCGCGUGCUGGGACACACUCUUCGCGCCAGCACCAACGAGUUCCUCCUGCUCAUCAUCUUUCUUGCGCUCGGAGUGCUUAUCUUCGCCACCAUGAUCUACUACGCAGAGCGAAUCGGUGCCAAUCCCAAUGACCCACGUGCCAGCGAGCACACCCAUUUCAAAAACAUUCCUAUUGGCUUCUGGUGGGCUGUUGUGACUAUGACCACACUGGGCUAUGGAGACAUGUAUCCUCAGACUUGGUCAGGCAUGUUGGUGGGCGCACUGUGCGCUCUGGCGGGUGUGUUAACCAUUGCCAUGCCUGUGCCUGUCAUUGUCAAUAACUUUGGGAUGUACUACUCUCUAGCCAUGGCUAAGCAGAAGCUACCAAAGAAAAAGAACAAGCAUAUUCCCCGUGCACCCCAGCUGGGCUCACCUAAUUACUGUAAGUCUGCCAUGAACUCGCCCCACCACAGCCCACAAAGCGACCACUGCGCUCUUGCUGCCCAAGAGGAGAUUUUAGAAAUGAACAGAGCAGAUCCCAAAGUGAAUGGUGAGGCAGCUAAAGCAGCGCUGGCCAAUGAGGACUGUCCCCACAUAGACCAAGCCAUUUCCCCUGAGGACGGCCAGAUCUUUAACCCAAGCGAGCAACGGGGAGACACUCCGUGUUUUCUGCUAAACGUCGGCAGACGAUCCACAAACACGGGCACCCGAGUGAGGAAGGCCGGAAUGUUCUCAGGGAGGUCAGGGGCGGAGCCGGCCGGCCCGACGCACGGCACACAGGGUUACCCACUGCUGCAGCUAGGCUGGGCGCACAGCCCAGAAGACGGCCAUGCCAGGGUCACCACCUGAGAUCCAUCCCUGUUUCGCUGUCAUACGCUCAAACCACUCACAGCAGCCUUAGAUAAAUCAAAGGCCCCUACACGCUAUGUAGCUUUACAGGCUUUCAAUUAACGUCAGCAUAUGUAGUGACAUAAAAAACCAACACGCUUUCAUGUUAUCUCACACCUGUUCUAGUUUGACCCCUGACCCCUUCAGAUCACAUGCAGAGUUUUCCACAAUAAUUACACCACUGACAGCGACAACAUAAACCGGCCAUUUCCGAUUACUUUCAAAAGAAUAUCCCGCUACCAUCCACCAAUUUGUCAUGUGAUCAUUUUCUAACCAAUAGCGCUGUCUGUCUGUGUCUUAUGACAUGUUGCUCUGUGUGAGCAUGCUCUGUUUGACUUCAGAUCUUACCCACAGCCAAAAGCACCACAAGAAGGUCAGCAUCAACACCAAGCAGAACUACACACACUGUUCCCUACAAAUAUGUUUUUAUGUCUUUUCGUGUUAUAUUUGUAUGUGUUUGUGUAAGUUUAUGAGUGUUUUGGGAGAUGUCUGAGUGGGUGUGUGUGCAUGCAGUGCUUCAGAAUGCACUGUUCUUAUUUUUCUGUAGCAUUAUGUUGUGCAUGUGUUGGGGCAGUCCUGCGGCCUUGCUGCACUAUCUGUCCUGAUGCCUGUAUGGUAUUGGAUAAGAAAGUGAAGACUUGGUUUUGCACACAGGCAAAGAAUAUGAUGAAAUGGUGUAUGUACACCACUGACGUAUUUGACAUGCUCUUUCAUUUUGAGUCGAAACUCACAAUAAGCCAUUAGUGGAAAAAUAUGAAAAACCUUUAAGUUUGCUUAAAAGUCUCUGCUUUCAAAUGAUGUCAGUUUUAUUAUGAAAUUCAAACAGUUUGCACUUGCCUUAGUUCAAAUGAUCAUCUCUUUCUUUUUAAUAGUUGUAUGAAAACACUGAUGAACUUCGGAAGGUAUGUUGAUAUAGUAAAACUUAUUAGUAUCAUCGCUCAAGUAGUCCAAAAAAAUUUUUAAACCAUAGAAAGAAAUCAAUAAAAUGGCUUGUUUUACCUGCUAGAAAAUAAUAGAAAAAUCAAUUCAACUGUUGAUAAUUUGGAAAUUUAUUGUUAAAUAUAUGCACUAUAACAUUUUAUUUUUUCUUAAACUGUUUUUAUGACAUCCUCAUUAUUUAUUGUAUGUUUGAAUUAAUUUCCUUAAAAAAAAAAAAAACAUUGAAUUGUUUGUAAACAUAAUAAUCAGAGCUGGGUAGAUUACUUACAAAUUGUAAUCUGUUGCUGAUUCCAAAUUACGUGACAAAAAUUGUAGUUAGUAACAUAAUCCAUUACAUUACACAUUUUAGGUAAUGUAAUCAAACUACUUUUAGAUUACUUCUCUUUUUUUUAAUGUAUUGAUUUUAAUUAGGAUAAUCUAAGUGCAGUAAACAUCAUAUUAUGUCAAGGUUUCCCAAACUGACAUUUGUAAAGGAACUGCAGGGGGUUUAUGAGUUUAAUUAAAAUAAGUCAUUAUAAAAUUAUUCAAAAUAAAACACUUACUAAAAAAAUUAAAAAAAUGUUUACCCACGUUAUGUGACUAUAACUAACGUCAGAGAACCAUGAACAUGCAAAUCUGACACUUAAUUAUUAAAAUAUUUAUUUUAAAAUCUCAGGGGUUCUUUAAGUAAAUAUAAUAGGUAAAAGAGGAUCAGAUGAGAAAAAAGAUUUGUGAAUUUGUGAAUUCAUGAAUUUGUGCAUUUUAAUGUGUUUGAAAAACAAAAGCCUUCUAAAGACAUAGGAAUAUAUGGUUAAAUAACCUACAGAGUGAUAAUUCAAAUAAAAAUGAAUGUGUUCAUCAGUAGUUGAAGCAAUAUUCAGACAUUUAUUACAUCCAAAUUGUCAAAUGCUGUGUCGCAACCUAACUAAUGUGUCUUUGUGUGAAUGUCUGCAAAACUGUAGGACUUUAUGAAUGUAUAUAAGUGGUAUUUCAGGAAGGAACAUUUAAAAUAUGUGACCCUGGACCACAAAAUCAGUCUUAUGUUGCACGGGUAUAUUUGUAGCAAUAGCCAAAAAUACAUAGAAUGGGUCAAAUUUAUCAAUUUUUCUUUUUUGCCUAAAUCAUUAGGAUAUUAAGUAAAGAUCAUGUUUCAUGAAGAUAUUUUGUAAAUUUCCCACUGUAAAUAUAUCAAAACGUAAUUUUUGAUCAGUAACAUGCAUUGCUAUAAACUUCAUUUGGACAACUUUAAAGGUGAUUUUCUUAGUAUUUAGAUUUUUUUGCACCAUCAGAUUCCAGAUUUUCAAAUAGUUGUAUCUCAGCCAAAUAUUGUCCUAUCCUAACAAACCAUACAUCAGUGGAAAGCUUGUUUAUCAGAUAUUUCAGCUUUCAGAUGAUGUAUGAAUCUCAGUUUCAAGAAAUUUAUACUUAUGACUGGUUUUGUGGUUUUGUGGUCCAGUGUCACAUAUGAAAAAGAAGAAUUAGAGAGAAUUAAUAAGAUUAAUUUAAUCUAAUUACAAGUACUUAAAUAAUAGAAUCUGAUUACGUAAUCCAGAUUACAUGUAAUCAGUUACUACUCUCUGUUAAUAAUUAUACCAUUUGAAAGCAGAUCCUUUCAUUUUUUAUUGUGUUUAUGCUUAAAAUGUUUUUCUUGUCAAAAUGACUCGAAAUGAUGGUGCAAGUCAUUUAGAGACUAUGGAAAAGUGCCUGAAACUGAGAGUCUGACCCUGACAAAUCAUUGGACUGGAUUCUCGGUUGCCUUAAUUUCAAAUUGACCAGUUAAUUUAAAUUCCUAGAUUAACGAAUCUGUGAACUUCUAAAUUCUAUUUGCAACAUUUUUGCCUUGCAAUACACAGCCUUCUUUGCUUGCUCUAAUGCCAGAUUAACCAACCGAUCUUUGUGCAUGCCCUCACAGAGAUUGCAUGCGAUAUUAAACCCUUUAAACCUGACCCAUAGCAGCAAACAUGGUGUGGAGCAAACUGAGAGAGGUCAAGACGAAACCUUUGUGUCUCAGCAACUGCCAUGUGCACAUUUCUCUCCACUAAACCAAGGUUAUCAAAAGUCCCGAAGCCUGGGCACCAUAACCAGCAAGGCCCGAACACUGGCCGAGGUGGUAUCGAUGUCCACCGGGUCCUGCGGCCCACCUGUUCUCCUGCGGCGGUCCCAUUCUCCAAUCCCCUCCAUUCUCUAAG